Macrosteles quadrilineatus (aster leafhopper) is the source of this 2269-nucleotide messenger RNA. Its product is annotated as transducin beta-like protein 2. Lineage: Eukaryota; Metazoa; Arthropoda; Insecta; Hemiptera; Cicadellidae. The transcript is spliced from 3 exons. Gene Ontology annotation, cellular component: nucleus; endoplasmic reticulum. The coding region runs from base 323 to 1948 and encodes 541 amino acids. Gene Ontology annotation, biological process: endoplasmic reticulum unfolded protein response. The record is from RefSeq and is a predicted model, not a curated record. Gene Ontology annotation, molecular function: protein binding; exonuclease activity; nucleic acid binding.
ACUGCAUGUGCUGGCGGCUAAAGGUUCACUUCGUCAGCGAGAUUAAGAGAGGAAGGAGUUCAGCGCUAGAUUUAGACCCUGACAGUUGUCCCCCACGUCGGUGAUGUGUACUACAACUUUAAUAGUGUGUUCUACAACAGCGGUGCCCAGCGGACAAUGCUUCAACAAACAUCUCUCACUCACUGCCUACUGUAUCAACGAGCCCGCAGCUGAUCAGCAAUUCAGUUCCCGCCAUUUAUACAGACAGCAGUAACCUCGUGUGUGGUGAAGUGCGUGAGUGAAUCGGAGUGUUUUCGUGAUAGUAAUUUUCAAUUAUUUCACUAUGGUGGAGUUUCUCGUGAGUGCAAUUACUGAUUUUCCAAUUUUUAUAAUCACCCUGAUAUUGGGUGCGACCGUUUUAGUGAUUGUGUACAUAUCGAAUUUAUUUAAGUCUCAGAAAGAAGAACCCGUAAAAAGUGUGUCGAGUGAGGAACGGUCGCAAGUGACCAAAGUUACUUCGAGCGACCAGACAACAGUCAAGACCAAGAAGAAACCAGAGAAAUGGAAUCAGAAGUUGUCUAAACAAACUUUCACCCAUCAAUGGAUGGUUUCCAGUUUGAAAGGUCACUCGGGCCAUGUCACGGACCUUGACUUCAGCUCCAACGGAAAAUUUCUCGUCACCUGCGCAGAAGCAGAUGGCAGUAGCGGAACUUCGAGUGGAAGUGAGGGCAAUAAGGAGAAUAAUCCACGAACACAACCGCUGAGUCGACGACAGAAGAAAAACCGGACGAGAAAAGACGAUGGCUCGCCAGGAACAGUGAAGAAGAAGGAAGUGAUGCGACAACAGCGGCAGAAAACUCCAUCUGAGAUGUCAAAACAGCUGCAGGCGCUCAACAGUUACUCAGAGUACGAGUUGUACAACUGUCUGAGGAACUACACAUUGGGUCCUGCGCAAUUGUUGGAGUUGGGUUUCCCGGUGGAGAGUUCGCUGUACCCCGGCCGAGCGAUGAUCUACAAAGCGUCAGACCCCAGACCGACCCACAGACCUGGCUUUGACGUCAACGCAAGGGAGUUCAUCCCCAAAGAGAACAACUCCUUUUACAUCAACUCACUGAUUGACAAUUCGUACGACUACAAACAAAUCUACGGGAGACCCAAGAUCUUCCGGGAACCACAGGAAACGAGGGCGGAAGAACGUAGGUGUGUAAGAUGCUCGAAAGAGUUCUUCGUUACGAACAAAGGCGAGUAUCUGUCGAACGAGCAUUGUUCAUACCACUGGGGAAAGCUUCAUCCUAAUAAGGAGCACCCCCUUCACUACACUUGCUGCAGAGGUAACCCGUACUCGAAGGGGUGUGCCUCGGGGAAGUUACACGUCUGGAGCGGAAUCUGUGUGGGGAUGAACGGUCCACUGGAGGGGUUCGUAAGAACUCGGCCACGCAAGAAUCCUCCUCCGGACGAACUGCCAGGCAUUUACGGGCUGGACUGCGAGAUGUGUUACACGACGACGGGGCUGGAGUUGGCCAGAGUCACUGUGGUGGCACGUGACGGAAAACUGGUCUACGACUCUCUGGUGCGACCAGAGUCCGACAUCAUCGACUACAACACACGUUUCUCUGGCGUCUCAGCGAAAGACUACAGCAACGGCAAAUGUGCGAAGACGCUACGAGAAGUGCAGAACGACUUGAUGGGUUUCAUCAAGGCAGACACGAUCCUCAUCGGUCACGGGCUCGACAAUGAUCUCAGAGCGUUGAAGAUGAUCCACACUACUUGUGUCGACACUUCCAUCAUCUUCCCUCAUCACUUCGGUCUGCCUUACAGACGUUCGUUAAAGAGUCUCGCGGUGUUCGUUCUUAAAACCUCGAUACAAAACAGUUCGAGCGGACACGACAGUUGUGAAGACGCGAGGACUUGUAUUGGUCUCAUGUUGUAUAGGAUACAAAAAGACUUUCAAGCGGUGUUUAGUGCGUGAUUAGUUUAGGUUAGGUUAAGUUUUCAUCUUGCGAUUUCACUCAUUCGUUUACGGACUCGCUGAUUUUCAUCUAGUGCAUUUUUUACUAGUUCCUUUUAGUUUCGUAUACGGAUACUUUUGUACGAGGCUGUUCAUAAGAUAGUGACUUACCGAUUUUUUGGUAAGGUUUAAGUAUUUUUUAUUUGGGGCGUUGAUUUUGAAGUAAGUUUUGACUUUGUGUUUUGAAGUUUGGUUUGAGAAAGAUGUAACAACUUUGUUGCUGGCGACUGCUGUGUUUACUUUUGUACUGGGAAAUUUGAUAAAAAAUCUUACAAAGAUUGA